AGUCUCCAGGGCAGAGGAGAGGGAGCUGGAGCCCAGCCGGGAACUUUGCUGGAGAGACUGCGGCUGGAGGAGGAUUGAAGACCUCACAACUCGGACCCACGGACUCACCGCUGAGCCCCUUCUCUUAUCCAGGCGGUCGCUCCGGCUCACCUCUGAUGGGCGGGCAGGUGAGCGCGUCGGGCAGCUUCCCAAGCCUGCCCUGCACCAGGAACCCAAAUGCAGACUGGAUGUCGGCGCUGUGCCCCCGGCUCUGGGACAUGCCCCUGCACCACCUGUCCAUCCCAGGCAGCCACGACACCAUGACCUACGGCCUGAACCGGAAAUCCCCCAUUUCCCACACCCAGUCCCGGCUGCUGCUGCUGCUGGCCAAGGUCCUGCCGUGUAUUACCCAGCCCGCGGUGCUCAAGUGGUCCGUCACCCAGGUGCUGAAUGUCACGGAGCAGCUGGACACGGGGGUACGGUACCUGGACCUGCGGAUCGCCCACAUGCCCGAGGGCUCAGAGAAGAACCUGCACUUUGUUCACAUGCUGUACACGACCCUGCUGGUGGAGGACACGCUCACGGAGAUCUCCGAGUGGCUGGAGAACCACCCCCGGGAGGUGGUCAUCCUGGCCUGCAGGAACUUCGAGGGGAUGACCGAGGACCUGCACGAGUACCUGGUCACCUGCAUCAAGAACAUCUUUGGGGACAUGCUGUGUCCGCGAGGGGAGGUGCCAACACUGCGCCAGCUGUGGGCUCGGGGCCAGCAGGUGCUCCUGUCCUACGAGGACGAGUGCACCGUGGGCCGGCACCCGGAGCUGUGGCCGGGGAUCCCCUACUGGUGGGGCGACCAGGUGAAGCCUGAGAAGCUGAUCCACUACCUGGAGCGCAUGAAGAGCUGCGGCCGCCCAGGCGGGCUGUUCGUGGCCGGCAUCAACCUCACGGAGAACCUGGAGUACAUCCUCGCGCACCCGUCCGAGUCCCUCAAGAAGAUGACGCUGCCCAACCUGCCGCACCUGAGCGAGUGGGUCCGUGAGCAGCGCCCGGGGCCAGGCCCCAGCUGCACCAACAUCAUCGCGGGCGACUUCAUUGGCGCCGACACCUUCGUCAGCGACGUCAUAAGACUCAACCAGAAGCUGCUUGGGUGCUGACCUCCCUCCGUCUCCGCACGUGGGGGGCGCCAGGACUCACCCUUCCUCCCUCUUGGCUGCUUGGGCACGAAAGAAUGGGGGGGGCGUCGCGGGCAGCAUCCCUCAGCCCCCUGGGAGCCCCUGGCUUCACUGGCCUCAGUGUCUGGUGAAUUCAGUGACUAUGCUGAAGAUUAAACGACUACGGGGUCACGUCUUCAAGGAAGGAGUUACCUGGAAUUGUGGGUUCUGUUCUCCAGGUUUGGACCUGCUGUCCGUGGUCACCCACGAGAAGUGCUCAGAGGUGUCCCCUCACCUGGGGGCUUCUGGAGCAGCCGAGUGGCAUCCUGACGCUUCCAGGGGCUGCUGGAGGCCUCGGUGGGAUCAUGCCAGUGGGAUGGGACUGAGCGCAAUGGACUCUCCUGAGCAAAGGACGGGGGGCCCUGGCCGGCGGGCUGAGUGGUUAGAGCGCCAGCCUGCACACCGAAGGGCCGCAGCUUCGGUU
Molecule: messenger RNA, 1611 nt
Organism: Miniopterus natalensis
Lineage: Eukaryota; Metazoa; Chordata; Mammalia; Chiroptera; Miniopteridae
Gene: PLCXD1
Product: phosphatidylinositol specific phospholipase C X domain containing 1
Biological process (GO): lipid metabolic process
Molecular function (GO): phosphoric diester hydrolase activity
Source: RefSeq, a predicted model, not a curated record